Messenger RNA from Acinonyx jubatus (cheetah), 2346 nucleotides. RefSeq names its product WD repeat domain 12 (gene WDR12). Gene Ontology annotation, biological process: ribosome biogenesis; maturation of LSU-rRNA from tricistronic rRNA transcript (SSU-rRNA, 5.8S rRNA, LSU-rRNA); maturation of 5.8S rRNA from tricistronic rRNA transcript (SSU-rRNA, 5.8S rRNA, LSU-rRNA). Gene Ontology annotation, cellular component: PeBoW complex; preribosome, large subunit precursor. The coding region runs from base 544 to 1815 and encodes 423 amino acids. The transcript is spliced from 13 exons. The record is from RefSeq and is a predicted model, not a curated record. Gene Ontology annotation, molecular function: protein binding. NCBI's taxonomy places the organism in Eukaryota, Metazoa, Chordata, Mammalia, Carnivora, Felidae.
UGGCUGCGGUUGGGAAGGUUUAAUACGGAUAAAAUUUAUCUUGAGGACAGCAUGGCAAAAAAAGACUACCAUUCCCAGUGGUUACUGCGUCUGAGAAGCGCUGCUUUCUGGGAAUGGUAGUGUCUAGGAGUUGUGUUUGAAGUAUCAGGUCUGAAGACAGUGUCUUACAAUUAAAAAGAUAGAGCAGCAGUUUAAAUUGGGACUUUUCUGUAUCUUCUUAAUCGAUAACAGUUCUAAAUAUUUUUUAAAAAAUUUAAAAACAUUAGGGACACCCCGUCUUUAAGACAUGCUUUACUAUCGAUGAUUCCUGUAUCUAGGAAUAGGUAGUUGAUGUUUGUGGGCUGGGUCUCGGUGUGUGAGCAACCUCGUGGUUGCUGAGGAGGCCGGAGGAAAGAAAACCGAAGCCCGGAACACGGCAGCUUCUUGCGUACCUGUGCAAGCUAAUUUUGAGUUACCUCUUUUUGUAGUCUUAAAAGACCAGAGCGCCUGUUGUCUACUACCCCCUUUCGUUUCGGUAAACAAGUCUUGUGUAUAUUCCUCGCCAUGGCUCAGCUCCAGGCACGCUUCUUCACUGACAAUAAGAAAUAUGUGGUAGAUGAUGUUCCCUUCUCAAUUCCUGCAGCCUCUGAAAUUGCUGACCUUAGUAACAUCAUCAAUAAAUUGCUGGAGGCCAAAAAUGAGUUACACAAACAUGUGGAGUUUGAUUUCCUCAUCAAGGGCCAGUUUCUGCGAAUGCCCUUACUCAAACACAUGGAACUGGAAAACAUCUCAUCGGAAGAGGUUGUGGAACUAGAAUAUGUGGAGAAGUACACUGCACCUCAGCCAGAACAAUGCUUGUUCCAUGAUGAUUGGAUCAGUUCAGUCAGAGGGGCAGAAGAAUGGAUCUUGACUGGUUCUUAUGAUAAGACUUCGAGGAUCUGGUCCUUGGAAGGAAAGUCAAUAAUGACAAUUGUGGGACACACAGAUGUUGUAAAAGAUGUGGCCUGGGUGAAAAAAGACAGUUUGUCUUGCCUACUAUUGAGUGCCUCUAUGGAUCAGACUAUUCUCUUAUGGGAGUGGAAUGUAGAGAGAAACAAAGUGAAAGCCCUGCACUGCUGCAGAGGUCAUGCUGGAAGUGUGGAUUCUAUAGCUGUUGAUAGCACAGGAACUAAAUUUUGCAGUGGCUCCUGGGACAAGAUGCUAAAGAUCUGGUCUACAGUUCCUACAGAUGAAGAAGAUGAAAUGGAAGAAUCCACAAAUCGACCAAGAAAGAAACAGAAAACAGAGCAGUUGGGACUGACAAGGACUCCCAUAGUGACCCUCUCUGGGCACAAAGAAGCAAUUUCAUCGGUUCUGUGGUCAGAUGCUGAAGAAAUCUGCAGUGCAUCUUGGGACCACACAAUUAGAGUGUGGGAUGUUGAGUCUGGCAGUCUUAAGUCAACUUUGACAGGAAAUAGAGUGUUUAAUUGUAUCUCCUAUUCUCCGCUUUGUAAACGUCUAGCGUCUGGAAGUACAGAUAGGCAUAUCAGGCUGUGGGAUCCCCGAACUAAAGAUGGUUCUUUGGUGUCGCUGUCCCUAACCUCACAUACAGGCUGGGUCACAUCAUUAAAGUGGUCUCCUACCCAUGAGCAGCAGCUGAUUUCAGGUUCUUUAGAUAACAUUGUGAAACUGUGGGAUACAAGAAGUUGUAAGGCUCCUCUCUAUGAUCUGGCUGCUCAUGAAGACAAAGUUCUGAGUGUAGACUGGACAGACACAGGGUUACUUCUGAGUGGAGGAGCAGACAAUAAAUUGUAUUCCUAUAGAUAUUCACCUACCACUUCUCAUGUUGGGGCUUGAAAGUGAAUGAUAGAUUUGACUACAGAGAUUGUGUCUGUAAAUGAAAUAGAGAAUCCUCAGAUUGCAUCAGUGACGGUUCAGAAAGCAGUCUCUUAAAGUUUAUAGUUUCAUCCUUGAUGAUAACUAUCACUAUUUCUUUAUUUUGUAUUUAUUAUAUAGUAGUGUGUUGUUAAAAUGUAAAAGUGACCUGCCUUCUCAGCCAUAUGCAAACUCUUGAAACUAAACUGAAUUUUUUAUUUCCUUUUAGAGGUAUUGGUUUGAAUUAAGAUUUGUUUUUGAAAUGCUGUAAAAGCAUAUAUUUAAAGUAAUUGUCCAGAUUUUUAUUUCUGAUGGGGACGCUUAAGUAUUCCAAUGUUAGCUGUUUAAGAAAAGUAUCUUAAGAAAACUAAUAAAUUCUAUUAGAAAAAAUUAGAAAUAACACUUUGCUUUGGGUAAAAUAAGUGACGUCUAACCUAUCAUAAGAUUUUGUGGGCAUUCAACAUUAAACAUAUAGAUCCUGCUGCCAAUUAAGAGUUUGCUGGAGUAUUUUAA